AUGCCUGCGCCACGCACCGCACGUACCCGCCGCCUGCGGCACGGCGUCCCGGCGCUCCUGCUCCUCCUGCCGCCGCUCGCCACCGCCCUCGCCUGCCCCACUCUGCCCCCCCGACUCCUCACCUUCCCCGGGGACGGCCUCCGCCUCCUGCAGGCCACGGCUCCCAGCCCCACCCAGCCCUGCCAACACGACUGGGACGACGCACCCGACUUCCCCGGCGCCGUCCUGAACACCACACACCCGCAACAAGCCGCGCACAUCGCCCUCCACAUCCUCCAACACCUCUUCACCACCUUCAGCAGCUCCAGCAUCCCACCACACUGGGACCAACAGGCGCUGCACACCCUUCGCAACCAGCUCGACCACUCCAUCCACCACCUGAGGAGAUGCCUCAACGACACCCGCAAGCUCUCCCAAGGACGGGGGCCCCGCAACCACCUGCUCGCCCUCCACCGCUACUUCAGCAGACUCCAGCUCUUCCCCGGCACCCACCACCACAGCGCCUGCGCCUGGGACCACGUCCACAACCAAGCCCUCCUCUGCUUCCAACACGUCGACACGCUCCUACGCCGAAGCAGGAGCCGAGACGCGUCUGAGCUCCACCAGACCCAUCCAGCCCCAACGCCCGGCCCCAGCCGCCGCCAGCCGCCACGGCUCAGCACCGCCCACAGCGCUCCCAGGCACGAGCCCGCGGGCACACGGCCGUGA
Messenger RNA from Colius striatus (speckled mousebird), 708 nucleotides. Its product is annotated as interferon-like. Gene Ontology annotation, cellular component: extracellular region. NCBI's taxonomy places the organism in Eukaryota, Metazoa, Chordata, Aves, Coliiformes, Coliidae. Gene Ontology annotation, biological process: B cell differentiation; natural killer cell activation involved in immune response; humoral immune response. The coding region runs from base 1 to 708 and encodes 235 amino acids. Gene Ontology annotation, molecular function: type I interferon receptor binding; cytokine activity. The transcript has a single exon. The record is from RefSeq and is a predicted model, not a curated record.